CAUACAAAGUUCCAACAGAAAAAGAUAACAAAAUAAAUAAAAAGUUAUGGUGAAUCGUGGACGACAGGUAUAAAGGAAUAUUUUGUUUCUACUCAAAAAAAAGAAACGAAUAAGUAUUAUUACAAGAGAAUACGAGAAAAUGAAAAAGGAUGUAUCCACGCUUAGCAAGAAAAGUAGGAGUGAAAACUUAACUCAAGCCAAAAAUGAUUCACGCUUUUUUCAAAUAUAUAAUUAAUAAUAAAAAAUGUAUUUAUAUAUAUAUAUAUAAAAAAAAAAAACGAUAACAUAUUCAUAAUCUGUAAAACCAUCUUAAUAAUAGGGGAAAUAUCAAAUAUAUAAUGACAUCUCGUAUAAAUCGUUCCCUCGAUCAAGAUAGUUCCUCGUCAUCUUCCGCAGCCGAAGAUGGCAGCCAAGACGUAUUAAGCUUACUCAUGGGGGUAUUCGAUGAUCAUAAUGAUGAAACUUCCCAAGAAAUUGAGGGUAGUGAAACAGGUUCUCCGCCGCGUGGUGGUGGUAGUAAUCAAGCAGCAACACCUUUUGGUCUUCUUCCUUUAUUACUACCUAUGUUGCAAGCUGGCUUACAGCGUGGAGGGGUGGCUGUGCCUUCCCGGCCCGCCGUUUGUCCUAUUCCACCACCGCCACCACCACCGCCUCAAGUUCGGGCCCCUUAUAGCUAUGCCCAUGUUUCUGGAUCACCAUCUCUUCAUCGAAGAGAUGUUGUGCCAAGUCACUUCUUGCUUAAAAUCGAAUCAUUUGCGUCUCUUUCGAAAUCCCCAAUAACUCAUUACCGUUCUGAGUUUGAAGCCGGAGGCUACAACUGGGAAAUAAGUAUAUUCCCAAAUGGAGACAAAACAAAUGGUGGGGAAGAUCAUAUUUCUGUUUUCUUGAGAUUAAUAGACACCAAUCUCCCUAUUGGUUGGGAGGUCCAUGCUAUUUUUACUUUCUUUCUCUAUGAUCAGAUUCGGGAGCAGUAUGUUACUUCCCAAGAUAAUGCAAAUGUACUGCGGUUUCAUGCAAUGAAGACAAAAUGGAGCAUUAUCAAAUAUAUUGACCUUAAAACAUUCAAUGAUAGUUCCAAUGGAUUCCUUGUCAAUGGAAGUUGUGCUUUUGGGGCAGAGAUUUUUGUGGUCAAAAACACAAUCAAAGGAGAGUGUUUAACAAUGAUCGAAGACCCAAUUAAAUGCACUAAUACUUGGAAGAUUGGUGAUUUUUCAGCUAUAACCCAAGACCGGCAUGCAUCUCAACCAUUUUUUGGUGGAGACUACAUAUGGAAAAUUGUGAUUUAUCCUAAUGGAUUCGGAGAAGGAAAUGGAACCAAUAUUUCAUUGUUUCUACAAUUGGAUACUUCAAGUCUUCCUCCAAACACUAAGCUCUUUGUUAAUUACGUUUUGCGUUUGAAGCACCAAAUUAAUGGAAAGGAUUUUGAGCAAAAAGCUAAUAAUGUUUUCUUUUCUUCAAACGGAUGGGGUUUUCCUACAUUUAUGUCGCUGGCAAAGUUCAAACAAUUAGACAAUGGAUUUCUGUUGAAUGAUACUUGCAUCAUCGAGGCUCAGUUUGAAGUGCUCGGAUUAAUUAAACAACAUUGAUUAUCUUCCAUUAUUUAAUUGUAUAUCUAUAUAUAUUAGGGCCUUUCCUAUAGUACAUUUUCAAAAUCAGUAUCUCAUGCAAACAUUACCCAAAAGUUACCAGAUAUAUAUAUGUACAGGGAAAAUUAUUGAAUAGUGCUUAUUUUACCCAACCCUACAUUCUAUUUAAUAAUUUAUCUAGUAUAUACUUUCAUAUUGAAACAAUAUAAUGUAUACAUUAAACAAAUAAUAAAGUUACUUUCGAAUUAGGAGUU
This is a messenger RNA of Cannabis sativa, 1840 nucleotides long. RefSeq lists its product as uncharacterized. Lineage: Eukaryota; Viridiplantae; Streptophyta; Magnoliopsida; Rosales; Cannabaceae. The record is from RefSeq and is a predicted model, not a curated record. Gene Ontology annotation, molecular function: protein binding. The transcript is spliced from 7 exons. The coding region runs from base 339 to 1586 and encodes 415 amino acids.